AUGAAGUCUAUUCACCAAUUGGCCCGCCGGCAGGCAUUGACCGGCCUGGCAAUGCCCCGCGUCUUGUCUAAACAGAGCCUCGCAGCCAGCCGGACAUGGCAGCGAGCAUUCAGCGCCUCUGCGCCGGCUGCGUCACAACUCCCUGGUCUCGACCCUUCAAAGUUGACCAUCACAAAGACCACUACUCCCAAGGAACCUAUGGACUCCAAGGAUCUUGUCUUUGGAAAAUAUUUCACUGACCACAUGCUCUCCGUGGAGUGGACUGCCACCGAGGGAUGGCACGCGCCUCAGAUCGUUCCUUACCAGAACCUCAGCCUCGAUCCCUCCACCUGUGUCUUCCACUACGCAUUUGAAUGCUUUGAGGGAAUGAAGGCAUACAAGGACAGCAACGGCGGCAUCCGUCUCUUCCGCCCUAAUAAGAACAUGGAGCGUCUCAACAAGUCCUCCGCCCGUAUCGCCUUGCCCACCGUGGACGGUGACGCUCUGAUCAAGAUCAUUGGUGAAUUUGUCAAGACUGACAGCCGAUUCAUCCCCGACGCUCGCGGUUACUCUUUGUACCUGCGUCCCACCAUGAUUGGCACACAGAAGACUCUCGGAGUCGGCCCACCCGGCUCUGCUCUUUUGUUCGUGAUUGCCAGCCCUGUUGGUCCUUACUACCCCACUGGUUUCAAGGCCAUCUCAUUGGAGGCCACCGAUUACGCCGUCCGUGCCUGGCCCGGUGGUGUGGGAGACAAGAAGCUCGGAGCUAACUACGCUCCCUGCAUCUUGCCCCAGCUCGAGGCCGCCUCUCGUGGAUUCCAGCAGAACCUGUGGCUCUUCGGCGAAGAAGAGUAUGUCACCGAGGUGGGCACAAUGAACUUGUUCAUUGCCCUGAAGAACAAGGAGACCGGACAGAAGGAGCUUAUCACUGCUCCUCUCGACGGUACUAUCCUGGAAGGUGUCACUCGUGAUUCUGUCUUGACCCUUGCUCGCGAGAGACUUGAGCCUCUCGGCUGGGCCAUUAAAGAGCAGAAGAUCCGCAUGUCCGAGGUUGCCGAGGCUUCUGAGGAGGGUCGUAUGAUUGAAGUCUUCGGUGCAGGCACUGCUGCCAUUGUCAGCCCUGUCCGUAACAUCAGCUACCGCGGCAAGAUGGUUGAGUGUGGUUUGAAGGAGGAUGAGGAGGCUGGUGAGAUUGCUCUCCAGAUGAAGAACUGGAUUGAGGGUAUCCAGUACGGUGACGAGCAGAACCCUUGGAGUGUUGUGAUCUAA
Messenger RNA from Penicillium brevicompactum, 1248 nucleotides. Its product is annotated as branched-chain amino acid aminotransferase, cytosolic. Bases 1 to 1248 code for a protein of 415 amino acids. Lineage: Eukaryota; Fungi; Ascomycota; Eurotiomycetes; Eurotiales; Aspergillaceae. Gene Ontology annotation, cellular component: mitochondrion. The record is from RefSeq and is a predicted model, not a curated record. Gene Ontology annotation, molecular function: branched-chain-amino-acid:2-oxoglutarate transaminase activity. Gene Ontology annotation, biological process: L-leucine biosynthetic process; L-valine biosynthetic process. The transcript has 4 exons.